ACGAGAACACAUGUCCAAGGAAUCACACACAAAAUGAUCAUGUGCUCUGUACUAAAAAAAAAAAAAGGUUUACAGAAAUAAAAACUGAAUUAAAAGAGGGUUAUUGUGGGGCCUCCAGUGACCUACACCCAACACAUUCACACAGACUCUUGGUAACCAGCUGUAAUCUGCUGUGAACAAUAUCGACACCGCUGAGAAAAACAUCUAUGUGCUCAUUGUCCGAGUCAGUGAAUAACAUGGGGUGCAAACCAUCCUCUGAGGCAGAAAUGCACCAUUAGAACAGUAUAUUGGUUCCAUAUGAGCCUCACAGCUGCCUCCUGACCUCUUCCUCCAGCAUCCUGAAACACAUAAACCAUGUUGUUCUCCAAAUUAAUACACUUCUUAUUAAGUUCUGGUUCAAGGUGGUUGCAGGUUUGGUGGAAAAAUAACAAUUCUGAAGUGCAAUUGUCUACAUACAUGCCAUUGAUUCAAAAGAGGGCUGAGUUAUGUAGAUUUUUAGCUUUUUUGGGUCAACCCAGCAGGCGUUGGACUGAGGGGAGGAGAAGUGUAAAGUGGCUGUAGUAGCCCAAAGGAAGACAUUUCUCAAACCCAUAUGGCUCUCUGAUGAUAGGGCAGAGGGAAAGUUGGUGCACUAUAUUUUGCUGCAAAAUGUAGUUUAACAUUUUGUAUCAUUACCUCAUUUUGUGUAAAAUCAACGAGAAAGCACAUUUAAAAUGUCAACAAAAACCAAUUCAGUCAGAUAUAAAAUGUACUGCUUUAGCUGCACGCCAUAUUAAAUCUAAUUAACUUGUGUGUAUUCAGCCAUAUAAUUCAAGCAACGACACAAAUAAAAUCUCUGAGCCCUUAAGGGUUUGACAAAAGCUCCCCUCCAAAACCAACAAACUACAAUGUGACAGACAUUUAUUGAUGCAAAAAUGUCGCAUGUGCCUUUAAGAGCACUAUGUCCCAGUCUACAUGUCUCUCUCUGAGCCUCAUAUGUGUUUGUUGGCAUCAGCUGUCCUCAGUGCUGAAUGGAGCAAGGACAUCUUUUCCUUCACAUCAGUGGGAUUAGAGGAAGAAAUGCCCCCUUCAUUCUGCUGGCUGUCAUCUCAGUGCUUAACAGACAAAAAGGAGCUGCAAUAUCGACAGAAGGCAGAAGACGAAGCAUAAGUUUGGACUGCAAAGCUGAUCAAUUUUUAUUUUCUUAUUAAAAAAAGGCAAGAGAGAUCUCAAGGGAGAUAUGCAAGUAAGACUCUUCAGGCUUGAUUCUACAUGGUUAUUGCCUGCUUUCUAAGAAAUGUCUGAACUUACUGGUCAGCUGAGGAGUUCAAAUACUGACAGCAGCAAUGUGAUGGAACCUCAGUCAACUUCUUUUAGUCUUACUGUCCCAUCUUCAUCUUCAUCUUCAUCACUAAAACUUGGCCAAAGCAACUUCAGGAGAGUGAGCCGCUCAGAGGACACCAGCCCAUACCCGAUGCCUGGCCUUGGAGCAGACAUCCUGCACAUGCGAGUCAAAGAAGGAAGCAAGAUUCGUAAUCUAUUGCGGUUUGUAACAUCUCGCAUGCAAGAGAAGGAAAAAGACAGCAAUGAGACGACAGUGAGACAAGUGGUCUUCACCGGCUCAGGUCGAGGGGUUACCAAGACGAUCACCUGUGUGGAGAUUCUGAAACGUAAAGUGGAAGGGCUGCACCAAGUGUCUAAACUAUACUACAAGAAAGUGAAUGAGACUUGGGAGAGUCUGCAGCAAGGAGUGCCAGGUAUAACCAUGCAGAGGACAGUCCCAGCCAUUUGUAUCCUGCUGUCCAAAGACCCUCUGGACCUCCAGGAACCUGGGUACCAACCUCCACAAACUGUCAGCGCUCGCAUCGAGGAAACAGAAAAACAAAGAACUGUAUUUAGGCCAGAAAACAGUCCCACCUCACAGCACACAGCCAAGAGAGUCCGCCUGGACAACUGGAGAUUAAAUCCUCCCUAAAAGUAAAAAAUGUGAUUCUAAGUUAUAUCAAUAUAUUAAAGAGGACAUUAGGACUGGAAUAAGCUUUAAAUGAAGAAUAUGUCUAUAUUUUUUUUUUUUUUUACCAUAAUACACAUUUGUCUCAAUAGACCAGGAGGAAAGAUGACAAAAACUGUAGUAAAUCAUAGCUGAGCACUGAAGAUGAACUUUAUAAGGUUACUGUAAAUUAUUUUUAAGUAAUACAUCUGCAGGCUGAAACUGAAAACUCUUGUAAGUACUAUUUUGAAAACACUAGGAAUUUUUUCAUAGAAAACUUUUGCAUGUGUGGACUUUAGAUUUGGUAUCUUUAUUAUUAUUAUUUUUUUUUAAAUAACUUUAGUAAUGUCAAUGUUUUUUGGUGAAAAAUGCUAUUAAAAACUGCAUCAGUAAAUAAAAUCUUAAAUUGGUGAGUUUACACUUAUCUUUCAUUUCCUGUGUGUAUUUUUGUAUGUUCAAUAGUUAUAUUGUUUAUGUGCAUUUUUAUUGUCUUAUUUAAGGCCAUGCAAGGUUAAGUAAAGAAUAAAUGGUU
Sphaeramia orbicularis (orbiculate cardinalfish) is the source of this 2501-nucleotide messenger RNA. Its product is annotated as ribonuclease P protein subunit p25-like protein. Gene Ontology annotation, cellular component: ribonuclease MRP complex. The transcript has 2 exons. Gene Ontology annotation, molecular function: RNA binding. Lineage: Eukaryota; Metazoa; Chordata; Actinopteri; Kurtiformes; Apogonidae. Gene Ontology annotation, biological process: tRNA 5'-leader removal. The record is from RefSeq and is a predicted model, not a curated record. The coding region runs from base 1277 to 1954 and encodes 225 amino acids.